CUAAAUACCUUAUUAACUUAUUUUAUUCAUUGGCAGGGAAAAUCUGUUAGUCUAGAACAGGUUGAGGCCCUAAGUCUUGGCUCUAUAUUGGAGCCUAUAGAGAAGCCUUGCUUUACAAGUAAGGACUUCACUGGACUAGUAAAUCUAAGGUAUCUCCGAGUGGAUGGUGAAGACCUUGCUGGGGAUUUUACAAGUGUUCUGUUAUCCUUAAGUUGGCUUAAUUGGCGUGGUUGCCCUCCGGAUUUCAAACCAACUAAUUUUCAUAUGAAGAAUCUGGUCAUUCUUAAUCUAUCAAAUAGUAGCAUCACAGAAGAAUGGGGGGGUUGGAAACAAAUCAAGAUGGAGAAAAAGUUAAAAGUUCUACUGGUGGAUUAUUGUUGUGAUUUAACGAGGACUCCUCCAAACUUCUCGUCAUGUGCACAUUUAGAGAUAUUGAAUUUUGCACACUGUGGAAGUUUGGUCAACAUUGACUCCAUUGACAAUCUAAAGAAUUUGAAAGUGCUUGAUAUUUCAUAUGUUGCUAUAGCCAAGUUGCCUGAUCAAAUUAACAUAUUAGAGAAUCUGGAAGUACGGAGAGGAUUUGGAUUGGGCAAUCUGGAAGUACGGAGAGGACUUCGAUUCGGCAAUCUAGAAGUACGGAGAGGAUCUCGAUUUGGCAAUGUGUAUAACAUGGAAGAGCGGAUUCAGGAAUUGUCAAUGGGGUAGGCUAAUAUUCUUUUGCGUUGGCUAAUAUCAAUAAUAUUUUUUUUUUUUUGGCUGUGCUAAAAUUAGGCAUAGUAAAGAAAUUUUUUUUUGGUGGUGAGCACACCUAAGCCCACUUUGGAUCUGCCGGUGGUAAUAUGAAAGGACUGCAUCUUUGAGAUGCUUGAGGUUUUAUGGUUCCAAAAUUCGAAGCUUACCAGCUUGCAUUUCGGGUUUUGACAUGCUUGAGGUGAUCGUGAUAAUGUUGUGGAGAUGCCCACAGAUAGUGGGAAAUUAUCCAAAUUGGAAAAACUGACCUAUGAUGGUACCAAAUUAAGUUUAUACCAAAAAAAUAUUGGUUUCCUUUCUCAGCUGAAGGUGCUCCUCAUACGAUCCUGUGAGGAUCACCAUUGUAUAUUGGAUUUACCUCAACUCUAGUUGAGUUCUCUCUUGCGAUUUGUGAUUCAAUGGAAAAGUUGUCAGAUGUAUCAAAUUUGAAAAUUUUGUCAAAGAGUGUCGCGAUAAGCCCAAAAAGGGUUCAAGGGGCUUGGAAAAUCACGAUCGUUGACAGGUUUGUAUGAAUAAGCCGGGAAGAUGCUGCGCGCAACCUCUGAAAACAUGCCCGAUUUGUCAAACUUAAAUAAGUAGUCAAUAUUAUGUAUUUGUAAUUGUUCAGAACUUGAUAAGAUGGAAAGGCUGAAGUAUUUGAAUU
This is a messenger RNA of Cornus florida, 1393 nucleotides long. RefSeq lists its product as uncharacterized. The record is from RefSeq and is a predicted model, not a curated record. Bases 265 to 705 code for a protein of 146 amino acids. The transcript has 2 exons. Lineage: Eukaryota; Viridiplantae; Streptophyta; Magnoliopsida; Cornales; Cornaceae.